This is a messenger RNA of Hypanus sabinus (Atlantic stingray), 1864 nucleotides long. It is a transcript of the gene cfap157, whose product is annotated as cilia and flagella associated protein 157. The record is from RefSeq and is a predicted model, not a curated record. Gene Ontology annotation, molecular function: microtubule binding. The transcript is spliced from 9 exons. Gene Ontology annotation, biological process: sperm axoneme assembly. NCBI's taxonomy places the organism in Eukaryota, Metazoa, Chordata, Chondrichthyes, Myliobatiformes, Dasyatidae. Bases 57 to 1682 code for a protein of 541 amino acids. Gene Ontology annotation, cellular component: ciliary basal body; cilium.
GCGGGCGUUAGCAACGAGACGCGGACUGGGCCGGAGUGAGCGAUCCGGCUGGAAACAUGCCGCCCAAAAAGAAAGAGAGGUCCGUCUCCCCGGCCGCGGCCGGGGAGAAAGUGGAGCCGUUCAACGCCGUGGAGAAGGAGCUCUACAUCAUCCAAGUGAAGGACCUGGAGAGCAGAGUGAGCAGGUACCAACGGAGACUGGAUGAAUUGGAAGUGACAAAGACCGAUUCUGAAGAAAAGCACGAACAACUUAGCAAAGACUUGCAAGAUGUUAUUGCCUAUCUGAAGAAGGGCCUGAAUCAGAGAAUUGAUGAGAUCACUGAUCUGAAUGACAAAGUAGAUGAUUUGAUACAAUCCAAGGAAACUGAGAAGGAGAGAUACGAAGCUCAGUUAUCACAGAUGCGUCGAGAGUUUCAGGAAGCUAAGGAUCAACUCACAUCAGAGAACAUGAUUUUAGCUGGAAAGCUUGAUGCUCUGGAGGAGUUUCGAGUUCAAAAGGAUGAAUUGAUGGCAAAGUUUGCUGCACUUGAACAGCAGCUGAAACAACAGGAGGAAGAGCACAGUGAUAUCAUUUACAAAUUGGAGAGGAGGGCAGUGAUUGAUAAAGACAGGUUAAAGAAGGAGAUGAUUACACGGGUCAAUACUGUGGCUACAGAGUUCCGUCGCAUUUCAAAGAAGCAAGUGGCAGAAACGACAAAAAGAGCCAUACGUGAGAAUAUAUCCAUCAGCAACCAGCUGGGAAAGAUGUCGGAAAAAAGCAUGAAAAUAAUCAAAGAAAAUGAUGAACUUAAAGUGGAAGCAAUGAAGCAGUGGAGGAACAUUAAUAUUUUAGAGGAAAGCCAGAAGGAGCUGGUCAGAAAGAAUCUCAGCAACUUGAAGGUUAUUCAAAUGCUGACUGAAAAAUGCAAACAGCAGCAGAAGACUCUGGAAGGGUGCAUGCAGAGAGAGAAGGUGGCUCAACAAUUUGAGUUGACAAUAAAAGAUCUUGAGGCUCAGAAUGAAUCUCUAAGGAAUGAAGUCACAUCUCUUAAGAAGGAGCUGGAGACAAAGCAUUCUCAACUAGAGAAUCAGAAGACAUCCAUGGAAAAUCAAGAAAAGCGCACAAAACAGAUGGAGAAAGUCCUCUCUGAUGCUGCCUAUGCUUUGAAGGAUGCUCUACUGGAUAGCACAGAAUGUGCAGAUGAAAGCUCCCCUAUCAUCAGCGUAAACAAGACGGAUUCUGAGAUGGCAGUGUAUACUCAUCGAAGUCUAAUGAUGCAGAAACUGCUGCUGUUACUGAACAAUGCAGCUGUCCUGGGACUUGGGCCUUCACCAGAGGAAUUUGUGAACAGUGAGCUGCAGAUCAUAGAAUAUCAACCAGGGAAAAUAGCAGAAAGACAUGGUUCUGCCUCUUCUGCCAAAGGUUCAGGCAUGUUGUCCCACUAUAAAGUAGGUGACCUGGGUCUGGUUCCACGACCAAAACAACAAAUUACUCCCAACCUUGCUGACAAAGUGGGCCAGCUAUCGAAAACAACACGUCUUUGUUUGCUCAGGCCAUUUCCGAGACCGAGACCAACUCCAACCCAAAUGAAUUGUUUGCCCAAGGAUUUGGCCACUGAAGAUCAAGGAGUACAGAACUCAAUCCUGCCCAAAAUCACUGCGGCAUAUUGCCUCCAGGACCAAGUUUGCAAACCAGCUACCUAGAUCUUGCAGAGACUUAGUGCAAGUGGGAGGGGGGAGGCAUUUAUUUUGUAGUUAAUUUUGGACUUUAAAUAUUCCAUGCUUUGUAAGUAAACUUAUUCUUUCCAGGCCAAUGAAUUUGGUUAAAUAUUUUGGGGGGAAAAUUAUUUUAAGAAAAUAAAUAAUUGCUCUAGUCUUCAUUGUGA